UUCCUGCAUUGAGUCUGAGCUGCUAAGAGCUGGGAAUUGGUGCUGGGCCUCGCUCUAUUAAGAGCUGCAGGGCUGGGGACAUCUUGGCGGCACACUCCCAGUGAGACGACUGCUCAGGGACCCCCUAGGGCUGAGGGAGGGGCUGUGGAGCCCGCCCCAACCCCCAACCACAGGGAAAAGGAAGCAGAAAAAGGAGAAACAGCAGCAGUCACCACACUUGCUUCACAUCUCGCUCUUGGGACAUUACUGACGGGCAGAAAGCAACUGCACGGGAGCAGAGAGCCGCAGAGGAGGAGCAUUCCGCCACAGUCUGAUAACACGCAGGAUUUAGCCGUGGCCACCAUGGGUUCUGUGAAUUCCCGAGGUCACAAGGUGGAAGCCCAGGUGAUGAUGAUGGGCCUCGACUCAGCCGGCAAGACCACGCUCCUGUACAAACUGAAGGACGACCAGCUGGUGGAGACCCUGCCCACCAUCGGUUUCAACGUGGAGACUCUCAACGUCCCGGGGCAUGUGUCUCUGACCCUCUGGGAUGUCGGGGGGCAGACCCAGCUCAGGGCCAGCUGGAAGGACUACCUAGAAGGCACGGACAUCCUCGUGUAUGUGCUGGAUAGCACAGACGAAGCCCGCUUGCCCGAGGCAGUGGCUGAGCUCAUGGAAGUCCUGGACAACCCCAACAUGGCCAGUGUCCCUUUCCUGGUGCUGGCCAACAAGCAGGAGGCACCUGAUGCUCUGCCGAUGCUUGCCAUCAGAGACAGGCUGGGCCUGGAGAGAUUCCAGGACCGCUGCUGGGAGCUCCAGGCCUGCAGUGCCCUCACCGGCGAGGGGCUGCCAGAGGCCCUGCAGAGCGUGAGGAGCCUCCUGAAAUCCCGCAGCUAGCGUGUCUCCAGGCGAGUGCAGGUGCGGCAGGGCCCGGGGAGAGCAAGAAGUCUUGACCCGGACAGAGCAGCUUAUCUUUGCUCAUAUGAACUGGAAAAUCCAGCUAAUCCUUGAGAAUCUUAAACUCAGUUUAUCAAACAAAAAAUCCCUCUGCACUUGGACAAGAUGUUUUCUUCUUGGGACUUAUUAUCACCAGUGUUCAUGUUGAAAAUCAACUAUUCUUAGAAUAAUGAUACUCGAAGGA
Messenger RNA from Ceratotherium simum simum (southern white rhinoceros), 1120 nucleotides. It is a transcript of the gene ARL11, whose product is annotated as ARF like GTPase 11. Gene Ontology annotation, molecular function: GTP binding; GTPase activity. Lineage: Eukaryota; Metazoa; Chordata; Mammalia; Perissodactyla; Rhinocerotidae. The record is from RefSeq and is a predicted model, not a curated record.